ACAGUACAAUACAAAAAGAGAGCACAUGUCAAAUCCCAUCAUUUAAAAAUGAAAAUUAAUAAAAAUAAGAAGAAGAUAAAACGAAAAACACUAGCAAAAUAAUCAAUUCAGUACGAAUUCUUGCAGUGCUUCAUCGUUUGUGCAAGUUAGCAAGAACGUCUGGUGCCAUUAAUACAACUAUCACUUGUAUUCUCAGGCGUCAGCGCAAGCACUAUUUUACGUAUUUCUUUUCUUGAUAUAUGAAAGUCAUUUGGAUUGGCGGGCCUUAGGCUUGGAGGCUGGACUUUGCUGCAAUUUUCUCAGUAUUCUCUAACUUUCACCUACCAAGUCAACAGGCCCAUCAUUCCCAGAAUUCUCAUCUUAAUUGAGGAAAAACAUGGGAGCGCUGUGUUCAAAGCAGACUCAAAAACCAAAUCCUUAUGCGGUCAGAAGCACAGGCCAGGAGAAACAAUACCAGCAGAGGCAGCAGGUGCAGAAAGAGAUCAGUAAGGUUGUGAUGACCGUAGAAGAGUCUGUGGAGAAUCAUAUGGUAGGUAAAGAAUCCCCAAGAGUGUCUGUGGAGAAGCAAAUGGUAGCUAAAGAAUCACCAAGAUUGUCGGCCCGGUAUGAAAAUGCCAGUGAUGAUGAGUUUUACGAUGGGAUUCCGCGGUACAACAAGAGUUCAUACCAGAAGUCUAGAUCAUUGAGGGGCACUAAGGUUUCAGAAGUAGGCUCUCUUUUAAGCAGAGCCGGUAGUGCUGGACUUGAAAGGGCAGCAGAAGUUCUGGACACACUUGGGGCUACUGUAACAGGUGGAUUUAUUUCAGGAGCAACAACCAAAAACAGUGAACUUUCCAUUCUAGCAUUUGAGGUUGCGAAUACAAUUGUUAAAGGUUCAAAUCUUAUGCAAUCACUCUCAAAGCGAAGCAUAAGACAGUUAAAAGAAGUGGUGCUUCCUGCAGAAGGUGUUCAACAAUUAAUAUCAAAAGACAUGGAUGAACUUUUAAGGAUUGUUGCAGCAGACAAAAGGGAGGAGCUGAAAAUCUUUUCAGGAGAAGUAGUCCGCUUUGGGAAUCGAUGUAAAGAUCCUCAGUGGCACAACUUGGACCGCUUCUUUGAGAAACGUAGCAGAGAUCGUACCCCUCAGAAGCAAUUGAGGGAAACAGCAGAGUCAGUGAUGCAGCAACUGAUGACUUCAGUUCAACUUACAGCUGAGCUAUACCAGGAGCUGCAUGUACUGGACAGAGUUGAACAAGAUUAUCAGCUUAAGCGUCUCGAAGUGCUUAGAUUCAAUGCUGGCCAAAGAGGAGACAGGGACAACAGACUAAAUAUUUUGGCUGCGGAAUUGAAAAGCCAAAGGAAACAAGUCAAAAACUUAAAGAAAAAAUCAUUGUGGUCCAGAAGUAUGGAAGAGGUUAUGGAGAAGCUUGUGGACAUUGUGUUGUUUCUAAAUCAGGACAUAAACAUUACCUUUGGCAGUCCAGCGGAAGGUGACAAGCCAGAAGAACAAAUCAUCAGGAGUCAGCAAAAGCUGGGGCCAGCCGGACUUGCACUACAUUAUGCUAAUAUCAUUCUGCAGAUUGAUGCAAUUGUAGCCCGUUCAAGUCCUGUGCCUUCAAGCUCCAGAGAUACAUUGUAUCAGAGCUUGCCGCCAAAUGUGAAAGAUUCUUUACGAUCAAAACUGCAGUCUUUCCAUGUUGGGAAGGAGCUCUCUGUGACUGAAAUCAAAGAUGAGAUGGAAAAGACAUUGCAUUGGUUUGUUCCUAUUGCCACAAACACCGCUAAGGCCUAUUGAUGUUAUGCAAAUUGAGACACUUCAUCAUGCAAACAAGCAGAAGACAGAAGCUUACAUAGUUGAUAUGCUGUUGUGGCUUAAUUAUUUGGUUAGCCGUUCCAAGGCCAGCGCCAAGGGAGGAGGCCCUGUAAGGCCAUCCAUCAGAUCGCCUGUUCAUCCAUCCACCAAUGUAGCUGAUGAGCAGCCCAUUACAAAUGGCCCCUCGCCAACUCCGAGCCAUGCAGAUCAGGAGUUGCUGCAGAGCUUGAACUGCAAGAGCGAGGGCCAAGAAACGACCAAUGCAUGCAACUCAGGUCCUGAAGAAAGCAAUGCAGCAAAGCUUGAGGGUAAUGAAUUGGAAGCACGCAUGUCUGGGAACACGUUUGCUCGUCUUGGACUCGGCGAUGAGAAAUCGUUGGACGUGAUUGAUAGAGUUUAGAAAUGCAUGCAUCGACUGUAUUCUUGUGCUUUAUAUACACACGGAAUUGGAUCAUGAUGUAUAUGUAAGGGUGGAUGAAAGUGAGGGAUCUUGAUGUGUAUAGGCGAUGAUAUGUCUGUAAAAUUGAAGGAAUAGCGAAGGUUUCUCGUGUUUUAUUUUUAGUUUUAAGAGAUCUUCUUUCCGAAUUCUCAAUCUCGUUCUAUGAACUGACAAUGGUAAAA
Sesamum indicum (sesame) is the source of this 2413-nucleotide messenger RNA. The record is from RefSeq and is a predicted model, not a curated record. NCBI's taxonomy places the organism in Eukaryota, Viridiplantae, Streptophyta, Magnoliopsida, Lamiales, Pedaliaceae.